This is a messenger RNA of Corylus avellana, 847 nucleotides long. RefSeq lists its product as uncharacterized. Lineage: Eukaryota; Viridiplantae; Streptophyta; Magnoliopsida; Fagales; Betulaceae. The record is from RefSeq and is a predicted model, not a curated record.
UAGGUCAUUAUUGAAUGUUCUAUAAAUAAGAUUGCAUUCAACAAUCCAUCAUCAUUAAUAUCUCUAGCGAAUAUACAGUUCAUCCAUGGCGAACCUUGGAGGGGUAAUGCGCUCAAGUAGCCGAAUUGUUGAAGAAUUUGUACCUUAUUCAGGAUGGACAGAGGACGCAAAAGCCCAUCAUCUCCUCAUCGAUCUGCCUGAUUUCAAUAAGGAAGAUGUCAAGCUUCAUAUUGAUAGCCAAGGCCAAAUGAUAGUCGGUGGAGAAAGGAAAGUAAAUGAGGAGAAAUAUGUCUAUUUUGAGCAAACCUUCACAGUGCCAGAAAAUACAGUGGUCGAUCAGAUCAGUGGAAAAUUUGAUGGUGAGUUUCUGUAUGUAACUGUCCCAAAGCAAGCAGUAGUAGAAGAAGAGAUAGAAUAUGUUGAUCAUGGCAUGAUCAGUACUGCACAAGAAAAUGAACAUGAAAAACCAACCAAUUAUGAAAAUGAACUUGGAAAACCAACCAAUUAUGAAAAUGAACUUGGAAAACCAACCAAUUAUGAAAAUGAACUUGGAAAACCUACCAAUUAUGAAAAUGAACUUGGAAAACCUACCAAUUAUGAUGACAAAUUGAGCAGCAGAGAUGAUCGCCACCAACAUGGUAAUAUCCAUGGCAGCCGCCAAAGUGAAGAGGAGAAGGGAAAUUCCCACCUGGGUUUUCCAGAAGAGAACAUAAGGAAAUGGGAAAAUGAAUCCAUUAUUAUUUUAAGAAUGGUUGUAAAUAUGGUCAAAAGAAAUAAGGGGAUUGUAAUAACAGCUUUAUUAGCUUUCUCGCUAGGGGUAUUGGUUUCACGUCUGUUAUACAAAUAG